CCACGCAUAUAUACACGCGUCUAUAAUAUAUAUAGAGUUUAUAUCGAAAUAUCAAAAAAUAUAUGUGACAAAAAUGUGACGUAUAAAACUAUUCAAACUAAUUAAAUAGGUAUAUCUCUUUUUGGUACUUUAUUUUACGGUUGGUGAUUUAUUCGGAUACUCGUAACAUAUUAACAUAAUGCACAGAUGUGUGUUUAUAUUCACGGCUACGUAACUUCAGUGAAAAUGUUAUAGCAACGAAAGUGAAAAGUAACUUCGCGCCAACACAACGCUUACUUCCGAUUUCGAACCUCCCGCGUUCACACGUGGACAUAGACUAAAAAAACCAUAUCAUAUAAGUCCUCCUUAAGGUUUAAGAAAAUCUUGGUCUCCAACAAGUUCUAUUAAGAAAAUAAAAAAGUGUUUAUAAAACAAAUCUUAAUAAAUAAUAAUAAUAAUAAACAGUGUUACAAGAAAUAAAUAAAUGCUAAAUCUAAUAGUGUAACAAAUCCUUCAAAAAUGUGCAAUAAAAAGUGAUAUGUACGUGUUUCCAAACGCUCACAACAAAAUGGCGGGAAAGAAUUUCAAAAUUCGAAGAAGAUUGUGCGUUGUUAUAUUUUUGUUCGCGCUGAAUUUUUGUGUGUGCUCCGACAUUGAGAAUGACGUAUUGACUUUACAAGACAACUUGGAUUUGAGUGACGAUUCCGCAUCGGAUAGGAGACGACCAGUCAAUGGCCAGGAAAAGGACAUAUUGCUGUUAGAAGCUCUAGCGACCAGAAAAGUUCCGUACCAAACUGGAUACAGUACGACGCAGGAUGACCAGUCUAUUAUGGAUUUGUUAGGAAAAAUGAUACCCCAGUCCUGUCGCUACCGAGGGGCCAGGUUCUCCUGUGGUCUGAGCAUCUCGUGUGUCAUCAACGGGGGCAAGCCCAUGGACCUCUGCUCGGGGGGCAUGAUCUGGUCGUGCUGCAUAGUCAAGGAGACCACCGAGCGACCCACGGAGAUUGCGCCUGUUGUCCAUAAUGCAAGUGACCUAAUCGAACUCAUCGGCUCACUGCCGCACGAAACGUUCGACUACCAAACAAACACAUACGACGACCCGAUCAUCAUCUACACGGAGCCAAACCGCCCCAAACCGCACUACAACCGUCCCACGUACCAACACAAUCCGGAUCAAAGCGGAUCGCACCGGCCGAAACCAACGGACCAGCAUAAUCCAGAUCAGACCGGUUCAAACCGGCCGGACUGGACAGAUUACAAUCACUACUACCACGUCAAACCGUCAUACCACGAAAGUACAACACAUUCGCCCCUGGAUGGGUUCUACACUGACAACGUAGGGGUUAGCAAACCGGAAGGUGGCACUGAUGAUUAUGUACCCGUGCAUACGAGCGUGCACAAACCACAGAAGCCUAGCUACCCGGGUUGUGGUGAACACUAUACAAGGUCCAACCGUAUCGUGGGUGGUCACUCCACCGGGUUCGGGUCCCAUCCAUGGCAAGCUGCACUGAUCAAGUCAGGUUUCCUCAGCAAGAAGUUGGCUUGCGGUGGAGCGCUGAUAUCUGAUAGAUGGGUCGUCACCGCUGCCCAUUGUGUUGCCACAACCCCAAACUCCCAGCUCCGCGUGCGGUUAGGGGAGUGGGACGUGAGGGACGCGGGGGAGAGGUACUCCCACGAGGAGUUCGCGGUGCAACGCAAGGAGGUACACCCGUCCUACGAGCCGGCUGACUUCCGAAACGAUGUGGCGCUGGUACAGUUGGACAGAGAGGUGGUGUUUAAGCAGCACAUACUACCGGUAUGCCUGCCGCAGAAGCAGAUGAAGCUGGCGGGCAAGAUGGCGACCGUCGCGGGCUGGGGACGCACGCGGCACGGACAGAGCACGGUGCCGACCGUACUACAGGAGGUGGAUGUGGAAGUGAUACCAAACGAGCGCUGCCAGCGAUGGUUCCGUGCGGCGGGCCGGCGGGAGACCAUCCACGACGUGUUCCUGUGCGCCGGGUACAAAGAGGGUGGUCGAGACUCCUGCCAAGGCGACUCCGGGGGCCCUCUGACACUGAAGUACCAGGGGCGAAGCACCCUCAUCGGUCUAGUCUCGUGGGGCAUCGGCUGCGGUCGGGAACAUUUACCCGGCGUUUACACAAACAUACAAAAAUUUGUGCCGUGGAUCGACAAACUUGUCACUACAUAACUAGAAUAAACUGUUAAUAUUGUAAAUAUCGUAAAGUUUUUAUAAUCAUAGUUCAGGAUUCGUGGAGCUUUUUACAAUUGAUUGCUAUUAAGUUAAUAAUAAACUCCCCGCCUCCCAACUUAUAUCAGUAUCGAGGUCAUCAAAAAUUGUUAAUAACCAGCUGUUUUUUUUUUGCUUGAUACUGGACUAUCAAGUUUACCUAUACAGAAAAGGAAUGUAAAAUCUAAUCACAAAAAAAUAAGUUAUUGUGACAAAUUAGCUAGUUUACCUUUAC
This is a messenger RNA of Bicyclus anynana (squinting bush brown), 2441 nucleotides long. RefSeq names its product serine proteinase stubble-like. Gene Ontology annotation, molecular function: serine-type endopeptidase activity. The transcript is spliced from 9 exons. The record is from RefSeq and is a predicted model, not a curated record. Gene Ontology annotation, biological process: proteolysis. NCBI's taxonomy places the organism in Eukaryota, Metazoa, Arthropoda, Insecta, Lepidoptera, Nymphalidae. The coding region runs from base 518 to 2167 and encodes 549 amino acids.